AUGGAGUCCAGAGGGAAGUCGGCCAGCAGCCCCAAGCCUGACACCAAGGUGGCCCAGGCCACCGCCGAGGCCAAGGCCCCCCCGGCUGCUGAUGGGAAAGCCUCCUCGACCAAGCCUGCAAAAAAGGAGCCCCCAGCAGAGAAACAGGAGCAGACGGCAGCCCCCAACCCGGCACCUGCCAAGAAGACCCCCGCCAAGGCAGACCCUGCCCUUCUCAACAACCACAGCAACCUGAAGCCGACCCCCACGGCUCCCACGGCGGCCCCCAGCAGUCCGGAUGCCACUGCAGAGCCCAAGGGCCCUGGCGACGGGGCCGAGCAGGACGAGGCUGCCAACGGGGGCCCUGGGGGGGCUGGGGGCCGAGGCCCCUGGCCCUGUGAGAACUUGAACCUCCUACUGGUGGCUGGGGGGGUGGCUGUGGCAUCCUUGGCCCUGAUUCUUGGUGUGGCCUUCCUGACCCGGAAAAAAUAA
This is a messenger RNA of Propithecus coquereli (Coquerel's sifaka), 471 nucleotides long. RefSeq names its product cell cycle exit and neuronal differentiation 1 (gene CEND1). Bases 1 to 471 code for a protein of 156 amino acids. Gene Ontology annotation, biological process: cerebellar Purkinje cell differentiation; radial glia guided migration of cerebellar granule cell; cerebellar granular layer maturation. The record is from RefSeq and is a predicted model, not a curated record. NCBI's taxonomy places the organism in Eukaryota, Metazoa, Chordata, Mammalia, Primates, Indriidae. The transcript has a single exon.